GCAAUGUUGAUGGGCCCCAUUGGUACACGACGUUGCGGUAUUAAGGGCGACACACCAAGCCAAUGCUGCAUGUAUAAAUGCCACGGUCCUUGCCUUCGACAAUCUCAAUGGCUCCCCUGCUACCUCUCAUCGAAUACAUCCCGCACACCCGGAUUCAAACAACACCACCUACACACCACACAGCAAUGAAGUCUUGGGCUCUCUAUCUGCUGGCGCUCUGCCCUUUGGCCCUUGCCGGCGAAAUGUGGGAAGUCAAAGAGGGGAUCUGCUUUUUCGACGACGAGAUGCCCCUGCCCUGCGAGCCGGGGUUCUAUUGCGGAGUUGAGGUUGGCAACAAGACGACCCAGCUCAUGAUCUGUCCCGAUGAGUAUCCCGUAAGCAUCUCAUCUCGCGGGCAACAUACGCGAACAUCCGUCAAUGAGGAAAAUAAACGCCUGGUGUGAGCUGACUACUGGGAUUUGCAGUGCAGGCCGGAGCCUGGCCGCGAGACGAGCAAAUGCUGGAUGACGUUUCGGAACGGCCGGAACCAGAGCGUGAAAUGCGACUGAGGGCAACGACGAGAGAACGAACAGGCCGCGCGGGGUGUGUGUGGUUCAACAUCAUCGAUGCAAGCUGGUGCAGCAGGUCUUCCUGCGAUCAAGAGGGGCCGGUGGCCGCGGCCAGUUUUUGCUGAGCAGGAUCAUGAGUUCCGGGUCAGGCACUUCAACAGUCGCUGUGGCGUUGAUGGACGCCGUUGCAGAACGGCUUGUUCUUGUUUCGACUCUCCAGAGAAUACAUCUUUGUACUUGCG
Purpureocillium takamizusanense is the source of this 790-nucleotide messenger RNA. RefSeq lists its product as uncharacterized. The record is from RefSeq and is a predicted model, not a curated record. NCBI's taxonomy places the organism in Eukaryota, Fungi, Ascomycota, Sordariomycetes, Hypocreales, Ophiocordycipitaceae. The coding region runs from base 78 to 443 and encodes 121 amino acids. The transcript is spliced from 3 exons.